Messenger RNA from Trypanosoma grayi, 540 nucleotides. Its product is annotated as putative kinase. The coding region runs from base 1 to 540 and encodes 179 amino acids. The transcript has a single exon. The record is from RefSeq and is a predicted model, not a curated record. Gene Ontology annotation, cellular component: cytoplasm; nucleus. NCBI's taxonomy places the organism in Eukaryota, Euglenozoa, Kinetoplastea, Trypanosomatida, Trypanosomatidae. Gene Ontology annotation, molecular function: ATP binding; AMP kinase activity; ATP hydrolysis activity.
AUGCAGAGCCCCAAGGGUAUCAACAUUCUCAUCACCGGCACGCCUGGCACCGGCAAGACGUCCCUCGCCGAGCUGCUGGUAGAGGAGCUGGAGGGAUUCAAGCACAUUGAGGUGGGUAAGAUCGUCAAGGACAAUGAGUUCUACAGUGAGUACGACAAGGAGCUUGAUACGCAUAUUGUUGAAGAGGAGGACGAGGACCGGCUUCUUGACUACAUGGAGCCUCUCAUGGUAAACGGCGGCAACCGCGUGGUAGACUACCACUCGAGCGAGUUGUUCCCACGGCGCUGGUUUCACCUCGUUGUUGUGCUGCGAGCGUCCACAGAAGUUCUCUUUGAGCGCUUGACGGUGCGAAAGUACAGUGAGCGCAAGCGCGAGGAGAACUUGGAGGCGGAAAUACACGGCCUCUGUGAGGAAGAGGCGCGUGGGGCGUAUGACGAAGACAUUGUGAUGGUGCGCGAGAGCAACACAUUGGAUGACAUGGGAGCAACUGUCGACCUCAUACGUAUGCGUGUGGAGUCCUUGAUUGCUGAACGGGAGUGA